Molecule: messenger RNA, 9648 nt
Organism: Mus caroli (Ryukyu mouse)
Lineage: Eukaryota; Metazoa; Chordata; Mammalia; Rodentia; Muridae
Gene: Lifr
Product: LIF receptor subunit alpha
Biological process (GO): positive regulation of cell population proliferation; cytokine-mediated signaling pathway
Cellular component (GO): membrane; signaling receptor complex; external side of plasma membrane
Molecular function (GO): ciliary neurotrophic factor receptor binding; cytokine binding; oncostatin-M receptor activity
Source: RefSeq, a predicted model, not a curated record
CGCGCAGUCUGCGCCGGAGCGUCUCGGCAGUGGCCGCGGCCGUUAUCGUCGCCUGGCUCUGCGGUGGCUCGCGGGGUUGGGAGAAGGUAGCGGCGGCCGGUCGUCGGUGGCCGCUAGAGCCGGCCUGCAAGGGGACAGGGGCGCCAGGACGACGGCUGCUACCACCGGACUGCUCCUUCACGACUGCAGUCCGGUGCUGCAGGGUCCGGGCUGCCCCGGGGCGGCGGCCGACUGGGAUGGCAAGAUAGCGGCGCGGGAGCGGCCGGACUGACUGAGCAGCAACGACAAUGGCAGCUUACUCACGGUGGAGACAGCCAUCGUGGGUGGUAGACAAUAAAAGAUCGAGGAUGACUCCAAACCUGCCCCGGCUCCUGUCAGCUCUGACCCUUCUGCAUCUGACGAUGCAUGCAAACGGUCUGAAGAGAGGGGUACAAGACUUGAAAUGCACAACCAACAACAUGCGAGUGUGGGACUGCACGUGGUCAGCUCCCCUCGGGGUCAGCCCUGGAACUGUUAAAGAUAUUUGCAUUAAAGACAGGUUCCAUUCUUGUCACCGAUUAGAGACAACAAAUGUUAAAAUUCCAGCUCUUUCACCUGGUGAUCACGAAGUCACAAUAAAUUAUCUAAAUGGCUUUCAGAGUAAAUUCACGUUGAAUGAAAAAGAUGUCUCUUUAAUUCCAGAGACUCCUGAGAUCUUGGGCUUGUCUGCUGACUUCUUCACCUCCUCGUUACUACUGAAGUGGAACGACAGAGGGUCUGCUCUGCCUUACCCCUCCAAUGCCACCUGGGAGAUUAAGGUUCUACAGAAUCCGAGGACGGAACCAGUAGCACUCGUGUCACUCAACGCAAUGCUGAGUGGUAAAGAUACAGUUCAGCACUGGAACUGGACCUCAGACCUGCCCUUGCAAUGUGCCACUCACUCGGUGAGCAUUCGAUGGCACAUUGACUCUCCUCACUUCUCCGGUCAUAAAGAGUGGAGUGACUGGAGCCCGCUGAAGAACAUCUCCUGGAUUCGUAAUACAGAGACUAAUGUUUUCCCUCAAGACAAAGUGGUGCUCGCAGGCUCAAACAUGACAAUUUGUUGUAUGAGUCCAACGAAAGUGCUUUCAGGACAGAUUGGCAACACGUUUCGUCCUCUCAUCCAUCUGUACGGGGAAACCGUUGCGAUCCAUAUCCUGAACAUCCCCGUUUCUGAAAACAGCGGCACAAACAUCAUUUUCAUCACAGAUGACGAUGUGUACGGAACAGUGGUCUUUGCAGGCUAUCCUCCAGAUGUUCCUCAGAAGCUGAGCUGUGAGACACAUGACUUAAAAGAGAUUAUAUGUAGCUGGUAUCCAGGAAGGAUAACAGGACUGGUGGGCCCACGAAAUACAGAAUACACCCUGUUUGAAAGCAUUUCAGGAAAAUCUGCAGUAUUUCACAGGAUUGAAGGACUUACAAAUGAGACCUACUGGUUAAGCGUGCAAAUGCAUCCCGACCAAGAAAUCCAUAACUUCACCCUGACUGGUCGCAAUCCACUGGGACAGGCACAGUCAGCAGUGGUCAUCAAUGUGACUGAGAGAGUUGCUCCUCAUGAUCCGACUUCCUUGAAAGUGAAGGACAUCAAUUCAACAGUUGUUACAUUUUCUUGGUAUUUACCAGGAAAUUUUACAAAGAUUAAUCUUUUAUGUCAAAUUGAAAUUUGUAAAGCUAAUUCCAAGAAAGAAGUGAGGAAUGUCACAAUCAGAGGAGCCGAGGAUUCAGCUUACCAUGUUGCUGUGGACAAAUUAAAUCCAUACACGACAUACACUUUCCGGGUUCGUUGUUCUUCCAAGACUUUCUGGAAGUGGAGCAGGUGGAGUGGUGAGAAGCGACAUCUAACCACAGAAGCCACUCCUUCCAAGGGACCAGAUACUUGGAGAGAGUGGAGUUCUGAUGGAAAAAAUCUAAUCGUCUACUGGAAGCCUUUACCCAUUAAUGAAGCUAAUGGAAAAAUACUUUCCUACAAUGUAUCAUGUUCAUUGAACGAGGAGACACAGUCAGUUUUGGAGAUCUUUGAUCCUCAACACAGAGCAGAGAUACAGCUUAGUAAAAAUGACUACAUCAUCAGUGUGGUGGCAAGAAAUUCUGCUGGCUCAUCACCACCUUCGAAAAUAGCUAGUAUGGAAAUCCCAAAUGACGACAUCACAGUAGAGCAAGCGGUGGGGAUAGGAAACAGGAUCUUCCUCACCUGGCGUCACGACCCCAACAUGACUUGUGACUACGUAAUUAAAUGGUGCGGCUCAUCUCGGUCUGAGCCCUGCCUCCUGGACUGGAUGAAGGUUCCUUCAAACAGCACUGAGACUGUCAUAGAGUCCGAUCAGUUUCAGCCAGGAGUAAGAUACAACUUCUACCUCUAUGGGUGCACUAACCAGGGAUACCAACUGUUACGUUCCAUAGUUGGAUACGUAGGAGAAUUGGCUCCAAUUGUCGCGCCAAAUUUCACCGUGGAAGAUACGUCGGCAGACUCGAUAUUAGUGAAAUGGGACGACAUCCCCGUGGAAGAGCUCCGAGGCUUCCUAAGAGGGUAUUUAUUUUACUUUCAGAAAGGAGAGAGAGAUACGCCCAAGACGAGGAGCUUGGAACCACAUCAUUCUGACAUCAAGCUAAAGAACAUCACUGACAUAUCCCAGAAGACACUGAGGAUUGCUGAUCUUCAGGGUAAAACCAGUUACCAUCUGGUCCUGCGAGCCUAUACACACGGUGGUCUGGGCCCAGAGAAGAGCAUGUUUGUGGUGACCAAGGAAAACUCUGUGGGAUUGAUUAUUGCCAUCCUCAUUCCAGUGGCCGUGGCUGUCAUUGUUGGCGUGGUAACAAGCAUCCUUUGCUAUCGGAAAAGAGAAUGGAUUAAGGAAACCUUCUACCCAGAUAUUCCCAAUCCAGAAAACUGUAAGGCCUUACAGUUUCAGAAGAGUGUCUGCGAGGGAAGCAAUGCUCUUAAGACAUUGGAAAUGAACCCCUGUACCCCGAACAACGUUGAAGUCCUGGAAUCUCGGUCGAUAGUCCCUAAAAUAGAAGAUACAGAAAUAAUUUCCCCAGUUGCUGAGCGUCCUGGGGAAAGAUCUGAGGUGGACCCUGAGAACCAUGUGGUCGUGUCUUAUUGCCCACCCAUCAUCGAGGAGGAAAUAACGAACCCCGCGGCCGAUGAAGUGGGAGGGGCUUCCCAGGUCGUGUACAUCGAUGUGCAGUCCAUGUAUCAGCCACAAGCCAAAGCAGAGGAAGAGCAGGGUGUGGAUCCCGUGGUGGUGGCAGGCUAUAAGCCACAGAUGCGCCUUCCCAUCAGCCCCGCUGUGGAAGACACAGCAGCAGAAGAUGGAGAGGAUAAGACUGCCGGUUACAGACCUCAGGCCAAUGUAAACACUUGGAAUUUGGUCUCUCCAGAUUCCCCGAGGUCCACAGACAGCAACAAUGAAGUUGUCUCUUUUGGAAGUCCGUGCUCCAUCAAUUCCAGGCAAUUUUUGAUUCCUCCUAAAGACGAAGACUCUCCUAAAUCUAAUGGAGGAGGGUGGUCCUUUACAAACUUCUUCCAGAACAAACCAAAUGACUAACCAGGUCACCCUUUGUCACUUUCAGUCUGCCAUCUCAGUAAGUCCUCCCUGUCGCUGUCCUGGCAGCAGCUGGGGCAUUUCUGGAGGGACCCUGCAAAUGUUGAUAGCCAGGGACCUUCACUCUGGGCAAGUGACACUAGAAGUGUUAAUGUGCUUUUAAUGUAUCCCAAAAGCCAGAGUGCAGUGACUCAGCCCUCAGCCGAGGAAACUUAAGAUUUGAAGCUGGUUUUGAUUGAGCCAAAGAACCCUCCCAAAGGGCCUCAAGACUAAGCAACUCUGUCUAGUACAUACAUGCCAAGCAGAUCUCACAACCGUUUUCUGUUGUUAAUGGUUUCCUCAGCGUUCUAUGGUAUGGGAUUGCUAGUGGAUUUACAGGCAAGGGAGAAAACCGUCCCAAGUCAAACCACGUUAAUUUGCCUGACAUUUACUGUGGUCUAGAGGAGAACCAAACACAGAUCUUAAAACCAUGAUGAUGUCUCUGUCCACGGCAUUUACAAAAGCAAAUCUCGUUUUCAAUGCAGCAGCAGCAGCUAUCUGUUGUUCUGUUUGAUAAAGCGUGCUGAUUUCUGUGCCUACUGUAUAAUGGUUAUCAAACAGUUGUCUCAGGGGUACAAACUUGGAAAAAGCAAGUGCGACGCUGACCAGUCCGAAUUGGCAUCACACCGUCCUGCUUUCUCGGGGUGUGAAAACCUUUCUCCUAUCAUGUAGCUUGCACGACAGCUUCCAUUAGUACAGUCGACUGCCCUAAUGUUGGAAAUCUCUCGAACUAUGCCCAAAUUUUCUCUGUUUGCUUUGUGUUAUGUUAUAGGGUCUGCUUCGUAAGAGCGAAUUUAUCAUUAUUUACAGGUAGAUAAUUGUAAUGAGUUACUACGUAAGAUGACUACUAAGAAAUGGCUAGUGGUGUGUGCUGACUGCAUAGCUGUGAUUAGGCUCAGUUCUCCCUGAGAGGAUAGGCCAUUAAGCCUAACCAAUAGCUGGCUGAUGAUCACCGAGGCUUCUCAGGAGCUUUCGAUGCUGCUCAUGAGUCUCGGCUCCUCCCCCCUCAGGCAGUUGGGGGUCCAGAGUCUCAGACCCUGCCUUCAAAUCCAUAAACUUAAACAUAAAGGGCGAUAACUUCCCUUUGGAGCAGUUAGUGGUUAAACUGUAAUAGAGGUCAUAAAACCUACGGAAGUGGUAGGUUGUGGCCUGUGCUUGUUCCAUCAGCAGUGAAGAAGCGGAUCCUGAGCACAGCACCCUCAAUACACCCUGGUUUCUCAUCAGCAAUGUGUACAGGGAAUGUGAUUCUUAGAAAAGCUGUAAAAUCCUAAAAUGUGUGUCAUGUGUCUGCUCUGCCUUUGGGUACACGACAGUUUGAAACACCCCAGGAGUAAGUAGAUGACCUUUACUUGUGUCAUCUGAAGCCCCCCAAGUCUUACAGAUAAUGGAUUGUUCUUUUAGUUCAGAUUUUAUCUUUUUAUUUUUAUUUUUUAUUUUUUAUUUUAUUUUUUUUGAGACAGGGUCUCACUAUGCAGCUCUGGCUUUCUUGGAACUCACUAUGUAGAUGAAGCCGGCCUCAGACUCGGAGAUCCACCUGUUUCUGUCUUCGAAGUGCUGCUGUGCGUGUCACCAUGCCUGGCUUCUUAUUUUAUCUUCUAAAGAAUCAUGUGAGAAAAAAAAAUACAGGAUGACAAGGGACAGAGUCUUGAUCCUGUUCUUAACCCUAGGAUUCAACUACAUUUUGAGCUCCAUGAUAUAGUAGCUCUUAGAAAUUUUCAGUAAUGAAAAAUAUUCCAAGCCAGAGCCAACACCAAAGAGUUUCUGUCUUCCUUGUGCCCUCUGGCUCCAUCCUCUACCCAGCCACUCUAAGCCCUGCUGCCUCCUCCCCCCACGCCACACCCCUCUCUUCCCCCCUCCCUGAAACAUCUUACUACUGCUCUGCCUGCUUGGCCUCUGCCUUGUUCCCCAGUGAAGCUUCUCAGUUUCUUAUUCCCAUCUAAUUGGGAUCAGAGUUUUCGAAGGUUACAGCUCGUCAUUCCGCACUACGUUCAGGGAACGGUCAGGAGAAAUGGACUCAUUCUGUCCAAAGGAUGUCCUUUUGGCGUGGGUGUCUAGAAUGUUGGGAGUUUAGAGUGCUGCUCAUCCCACCCUGCCUCUGAAGUCCAUUCUCAAGGACCACUGAGCUAUGCAGAAGCGGGGCAGCCCUGGAUUAUUGUAGGAGAAUGUGACGUAGGACUAAGGCCAAGGCAGCUUUUUUUUUUUUCUGUCUUUUCCCAUUGAAGUGAAUACAGCUGCCUCCCUGGGCAGUGUUGUUACCUCUGUGGUUGUGUAUAUAGGAGUAGCCUAAACAGGAAGAGGACAGGGGAGAAGCAGGCCACCACUGCCAUGCCCUUACUACCUGUCUCACGGGUUGGGACUUUAGUAAGUGCGCACUGUGGCCUUCAGUGCAAGUUGGCCUCAUAGUGGAUAUACUCUGAAGUCAGGGGUCACUGUGAGAGAAGAGGCUACAGGUGUUCCCAGCUCUUAGGAAAAGGAGAGAAACUGUUCCUUCCUAAGAAGAGCCCAGUCAUUGGCCAGGCAACUCCACAUAUCUCGACCAGAAUUAGGUUCCUCUCUGUCUGGUGAACAGAAAGAACCACAUGCACACCCUUUUGUAAGCCAGUUUCAUUCAGACUUCCCUGGUGAGACAUGGAGAUUGAGGGCAUCCUAAUACUUAGGAGUGGCCAUUUUCAAUAACAUCUAAUUAAAGAGAACAUUCUUAAAUACUUAACUAGGCUUUUUGAGGUUUAUGCCCCAUGAAUUAGUGCACGUGUACCUUCUGAGUCUUCCCGUGGGUUGAACCUGUAGUGUCCCAGCCUUGAGACAACGGCAGCUCUGCAGAUCUGGAAGGCUGGGUUGUGAUUCUGAGCUGGGUGAUAGAGGUGCUUUUGUUCCUGCAGCUGGCAACAGAAGCCGCCAUUCAUUGGGAAGCUCGAGGGAGGAACUGUCAGCCUCGGUUUGCACAUUAGUCUUGCUUUCAUGGUUCAGGGGAACUGGAAGGAUUGCAUUCCGAACACCCAGCACUGUCGCACUCAGACAUGACAGUAGGAAGUCACAGUCUUAGAAGUUCUUGCAAACUGAACUCUUGUUAGAAAUCUCUCCUGUCACAGUAAUCCUGACUGUAUUUACCAUCCGUCCCAGCCCUUUCAGUGCUCAAUAUACCUAAUUUAGUGAAAGGCUUAAGAAUGUUUCCUCUCGAUAGAAAUUCGAAGUCAAUGUCAUGGUAUUUUGCAAUUCAAGUACCCCUUCAUAUGUCAAUAUGCAGAAAGUAUUAUCUCAAAGUCUCUUACUGCUUAGGCACUACUCAGAUAAAACUUGUUGUGUUUGCACUAAGGUAAUUUCUACUGUUUCCUGUUUGAAACUGGGUUGAAAUGAGCAAAAUGGCUUUUGAAAGGAUCCUGAAAGUGCACUACUUGGCAUCUCAAGUGAAGUGUGGGAGAAGGGCCAUCAGCUGCUAAUGCCAGGCACACAGUGAGAGUUCUGUGUCUGUAAUGAUGGGGUCCCUUUCUAGAGUGUGACAGAUUCCUCGGAACUGUCUUGCAGGAUGGGAGAGAUUAAGAUGUGACUCGCAUAGAUAAGAAUUGACUGAAAGAUUUGGAUACAUUGUGGAAAUGGCCCCACAGUGUGAGGGAACUGUGAAGACUCAUCAGGCCUGCCUUUCAUAGAUAGACCCUGUCAGCACCCUAUUCGCUGCAGAGUUGUUCGCUUUUGUCUCAUGAGCUAUCUAUCAGCCUGGAGAUGCCUCUGUACCAAUCUGCCAUGUGUUAUGUCAAGCAGCGUGCAUGAGCAAACAUAGCUGAUCAAUAGAAGAACUCAAUGUCUCGGUAAGAUAUUUCCAGGCAUUUCCUUGAAUUGAUUUGAUACUUUCUUGUGAAAAAAGUUUCAUGCUGUCAUACCUGUCUUACCUCUGUGUCCAGGACAAAAUAAUUACAGAGGGGGUGGGGGUGGGGCCAAGCAAAAAACGUUCAUCUUUUAGACAUAACCCUAGAAUAUCCUUCAAAGUGAUUUCGCUUGAAUCGUGGAUUCUGCCCAGUGCUAUUCACCCUGUUUAAACCUCUUAGCUUACUAGGGUUGUUGGAUUUUUGCUCCCCUUAUCUUAAUAAUUACAUGACCAUAUUCAUGCUGAUUAUAAUACAGAGGACUUAUUUCUAAAUGGAGGCAUAAAGGAUUGGGAGCAACCUUUAGCUGAGCACUACCAAGUUUUGUUUUGUUUUGUUUUUCCUCUUGUUAGAGUUUCUGGGGUUGUCCUGUGGCCUAGAACAGCCACAUGCUUCUAAUUAUGAGACUGUGACUGGAUCAGGCUGCCCUUAACCAGAGUAGUGCUUCGUCUCCUGUAUUAUGAAUGGCAGUUUUUGUCCAAGGUGUAAAUAGAAUUUGCUUAAGUUAAAUUCUAACUGUGGCAUACUUUUAUUAUAAAUAAACCAUAUCCGAUUGCACAUUAAACAAGUGUGCAAUUUUUGGUUGCUGGAAUGGAAUAGUUUAAAAAUGAAAAAUAAAAAACCAUGCUGAGGAUAAAAGACAGGAACAUGAAUGUUAGUUGAUCCAUAUGGGUCUUCAAGAUCGCCUUUGUGUUAGACAAUCAACAUGAAAAGAAAUCCCGCUGUAAUAGGCAUUUUGCUGUACUUAUGCCUAGAAUAUUUGAUACAUCUAAAUUGGCUGCCUUCCUAAUUUUAUUCCGAUUUCUUACAUGCACUUUUAUUUUUAAUUAUUCCAUCUCAAAUGGGCAGUUUCAACUUUCCAAACUAACUUCAACAUCCAGUAGCAUAUCUUUAGAGAUCAAAAUUUUUUAGGUAGUAAUUCCAUCUUCCUUAAGUCCUGAGCAGCUUAGCCCUUUGGCAGGUGGUCCUAGAACAAAGGCUGAAGGGAGGUUUUCGGGUGAUGCUCUCCGUUUGAUCCAAACACUUUCACUGUCUUUUCCGAUUAGCCCGAUUAGCUCAGUUAUAAACACCCAGCUCCUUGCGCUUACUUUUCUUUCUGAUGUAUUCUUUAACAAAGUAUGAACAGCAUGGUGAAGUGUUGAGGAAUAAACCCUGUUCCGCUCCUUGUGAUGGGGUAGAUGUUAGGGGAUACCCCAGGACACAGCUGCUAAAGGACAUUCUCCUUAGAGUUGCUUUGAAAACGUUGUUCCGGAUGGAGAGAUACGCUGAGUCCCAGAUGAUACCAACUUACAGGCAUGUCCAAAGGUAAAGUAAGCCAUCUGAAAAUUCUCAGUGUUCCUAGGAAAUUUUUUAAAAAUUUAUUUUACCAGAUCUUUCACUAGCAGACAGGCCAUCAGCCAUCUUCCCUGUAACACUAAGAAAUUGCCACUUUUUUCCUUUCAAAUUUGCAUUACAGUGCAUUACUGUUUACAAGACACACAUACUGUGAACAGAUCUAAGUCUUUGUCUUUUGUAAGGUUUGUAGAAUGAAUCUUGUUUUAAAGAUGGUGUUAUGUUAAAUAUCUUUAGGUCUCUGUAAAUGCUAGCUCCUGUUUACUAACUUUUGUUUGGUCAGGUGUGUGUCCAUGUAGCUGAAAGAAGAUAGAAAUUGCAGUUUGCGUAACUUUUCCCCGUUUUGUUUCUUGCAAAAUUAUCACUACAGACCUGAUUGUGUUAAAUCAAAGGAUCGGUUAUGAUGUGCAAUACCUAAAAUCAUGUUCAGUCCUAUAAGGAAUCUUUUCAAUGCUCACACACAGGACUUAAAGGAGACUGAUGUGUGUGUGUCUGUGAUUCACUCUGACUCAAAAGAUUCUGAGCUGAGUAUAGAAUAAAACAAUACUCACGAACAUUGACAGCGGAGGCAUUCCCAGCUUUGUGAAAUGUUAUGUCGCUGUUAAAACGGGAAAUUUGAACCCUUUAUAGCAUAAUUUCAGAAUUUAGCGUCCAUAUCUUUUGAGAAACAUGAUUAUCACAAGAACAUAGAUGAUGUAAAUAGCCUAUUACUAAGACACUGCAAAUAUAAAACUACUAUUGCUUGGCUGUUAAUUAUAUAAAGAUGUUACCAAUGUCUGUUUUUAAAACAUGCAUGUAUUUAACAAUUUUAUCAUAGUAUUGUCAUGGAAAAAAUAAAUAUAUUUUCUUACAUCUUA